Rotaria socialis is the source of this 612-nucleotide messenger RNA. Lineage: Eukaryota; Metazoa; Rotifera; Eurotatoria; Philodinida; Philodinidae. The record is from the annotation of a GenBank genome assembly.
AUGGGCUGUUUUCAUUCGUCUUUGGAGCUUAGUUCGACGAAGUAUACAUUUAGUCCAGAAGAAAUAGCAUAUUUAACAAAGACAUGGAAUAUUUUGAAAACACAUGGUAUUGAUAAAUUUGCUGAGGAAGUUCUUAUCAAAACCAUAAAUCAAAAUCCAUCUGUUCGACACUUUUGGACGUCAAAAUUGAUCAUUGAUGCUAAUAAUUUUGAUUUUAGUCAAGGUGAAUCAUGUGUAAGAAGUGAAUUAAGUUGGCAUAUUGGUUUACGUGAGCACAGUAAACAAUUUAUAUUAAUAUUUGAAGAACUUUUAUCAUCGAUAAACGACGAAAUUCUUUUUUCAAAACAAAUUGAGUCUCUUGAUCUGUUACAAAAUAUAUCAACACUUGAAUAUGAUUCUUUAAUGAUGCUGAAAAAAUCUAUCAUCGAUAUAAUACAUGAACGUUUUCAUAUGUUUGAAUAUAAUUUUACAAAUGAUUAUGAACACGCUUGGAAUAAAUUCUUAGCAUUUACAAUUAAAUGUGUAUCAGAAAAUGACCACAAAAGACAAGGACUUAUAAGCAAUACUGUUUCGCCUAUCAUCACUAUAGAUCAACCUUCCAACAAUACAUAA